CUCCAGCAGCAGAUUGAAAAAGUCGCACGAUAGGGAGUCGCCUUGUCUGAAACCUCGUUUGGUAUCGAACGGCUCGGAGAGGUCCUUCCCGAUCCUGACGGAGCUUUUCGUGUUGCUCAACGUCAGUUUACACAGCCGUAUUAGUUUUGCGGGGAUACCAAAUUCAGACAUCGCGGCAUAAAGGCAGCUCCUUUUCGUGCUGUCGAAAGCAGCUUUGAAAUCGACGAAUAGGUGGUGAGUGUCGAUUCUCCUUUCACGGGUCUUUUCCAAGAUUUGGCGCAUGGUGAAUAUCUGGUCGGUUGUUGAUUUACCAGGUCUGAAGCCACACUGAUAAGGCCCAAUCAGUUUGUUGACGGUGGGCUUUAAUCUUUCACACAAUACGCUCGACAGAACCUUAUACGCGAUGUUGAGGAGGCUAAUCCCACGGUAGUUGGCUCAGAUUGUGGGGUCUCCUUUUUUAUGGAUUGGGCAUAGCACACUUAAAUUACAAUCGUUGGGCAUACUUUCGUCCGACCAUAUUUUGCAAAGAAGCUGAUGCAUGCACCUUAUCAGCUCUUCGCCGCCGUAUUUGAAUAGCACGGCCGGCAAUCCAUCGGCCCCUGCCGCUUUGUUGUUUUUCAGUCGGGUAGUUGCUAUUCGAACUUCUUCAUGGUCGGGCAAUGGAACGCCUGCUCCAUCGUCAUCGAUUGGGGUAUCGGGUUCGCCUUCUCCCGGUGUUGUGCUAUCACUGCCAUACAGCAGUUUGGAGAAGUGUUCCCUCCAUAAUUUAAGUAUGCUCUGGGCAUCGGUGGCUAGAUCACCUUGGGGGGUUCUACAAGAGUAUGCUCCGGUCUUGAAACCUUCUGUAAUCCGCCGCAUCUUUUCGUAGAAUUUUCGAGCAUUACCCCGGUCGGCCAGCUUAUCAAGCUCUCGGUACUCAUGCAUUUCGGCCUCUUUCUUUUUCUGUCUACAAAUGCCUCUCGCUUCCCUCUUCAACUCACGGUAUCUAUCCCAUCCCGCACGUGUUGUGGUCGAUCGUAACGUUGCAAGGUAGGCAGCCUGUUUUCUCUCCGCUGCGACACGGCACUCCUCGUCGUACCAGCUGUUCUUUUGCACUUUCCGAAAACCAAUGGUUUCGGUUGCAGCUGUACGUAAGGAGUUUGAAAUGCCGUCCCACAGUUCCCUUAUACCGAGUUGUUGACGAGUGCUCUCAGAGAGCAGGAGUGCAAGCCGAGUAGGAAAUCGUUCGGCUGUCUGUUGUGAUUGCAGCUUCUCGACGUCGAACCUUCCUUGUGUUUGUUGGCGUGCGUUUUUUGCUGCACAAAGGCGGGUGCGAAUUUUGGCUGCAACAAUAUAGUGGUCCGAGUCGAUGUUAGGACCUCGGAGCGCACGCACAUCUAAAACACUGGAAACGUGUCUUCCGUCUAUCACAACAUGAUCGAUCUGGUUGGUAGUUUUUCGAUCCGGAGACAGCCAGGUAGCUUGAUGUAUCUUCUUAUGCUGGAAUCUAGUACUACAGAUAACCAUAUUUCGGGCCCCGGCGAAGUCGAUCAGCCUCAACCCAUUUGGGGAUGUUUCCUCGUGGAGGCUGAAUUUACCGACCGUAGUGCCAAAGAUACCUUCUUUGCCCACCCUGGCGUUGAAGUCGCCAAGCACGAUUUUGACAUCGUGGCGGGGGCAUCUCUCAUAAGUGCGCUCCAAGCACUCAUAAAAGGCAUCUUUGGUCACAUCGUCCUUCUCUUCCGUCGGGGCGUGGGCGCAAAUCAACGAUAUGUUGAAGAACCUCGCUUUGAUGCGGAUUGUGCUAGACGUUCAUUCUCCGGAGUGAAUGAUAGUACUCGGCGACGGAGUCUCUCUCCAACCACGAAUCCAACACCAAACUUGCGCUCCUUUAUAUGGCCACUGUAGUAGAUGUCACAAGGACCUACUCGUCUAUGUCCUUGUCCCGUCCAUCGCAUUUCUUGGACGGCGGUGAUGUCAGCCUUUAUUUUCACUAGGACAUCAACCAGCUGGGCAGCGGCACCUUCCCAAUUAAGGGACCGGACAUUCCAGGUGCAUGCCCUCAAAUCGUAGUCCUUAUUUCGUUUGCCAUGGUCGUCAUCGAAAGGGGGUUUCUCAUCCGAGGCUUAUAGUUGAUUUUCAUUGGGGGUGUUUUUUUACGUGGCGGGUCCCAAACCCAGCGCACAACCCUAUGCAGGGGAUGUUUCGCCUUCUCACGUUAGCUCGCCUUCAAACGGAUGUUCUUAGGCUACCCAGAGGAUACUUGGUCAAAGACCGGAAGUCGUGAGCUGCUUGAGUCACAUGUAAAAGAAUCGUUUCUGGCCACUCCCAAGUGAAUGGCAAUCAGAGAACUUUCCUCACUUGCGUGAACUUCUGCACAUGACUCCAUCCUCCUAUAUCCUAUCUUAUAUUAAUAGAAAAAAAAAAAACAAGUUAUACCAGCAAAAAAUGUCCCAAAGCAGGUAUAGUGGAAAAACGUUUUAAGUACAUAAUUUUUAUUUCAUAUACAUUUUGAACUAUUUUGUAAUAGAUUUUUGAUUGCCAUUGUAAUUUCCAAUGUGCAAAACUUUAUAAUGAACAAAUGAAGAACCUUUUUGAUAACUUUUAUAGCAAAAAUUAUAACGAGCAACGUUUAUUUCUAUCCUCACUUCUUGAAUUGAGCGAGCCAAAAAGAAGAAGAGUUGAAGAGGGGAGUUCUAUACGAAAUACAACAGUAUUUUAUUUUUUGGUGCUUUCAAACGGAAAAAGAGAGAGAGAGUGUGCUAAAAAAUGUUUGUCACACAUUUCAGGUAAAUAUUUUCUUGUUGUUGUUUUUCGUUGAUUUUUACUUUACUUUUUAUUUUAAAAUAUGAAGAUAACGCAGCGCAGAGUUCAAAUUUUGGUUGAAAAAGUAAAAUAUGGGAAAAACAUUGAUGAUCAGCGAGGAAAACAUGAAAAUCGUCUCCACAAAAUCAUAGAACAGAAAAAACUGAGCGUUGAUGAACACAUAGUAAGCUUUCCCAGCCAAGAAAGUCACUAUGGUCGUUCAACAUCUCGAAAAAUUGUCUUAACCCCAACUUAAAUAUUAAAACAAUGUACGAGUUAUACAAAGUUAAAUAUCCGGAUACCCAAAUUUCGUACAGCACAUAUAAGCACAUUUUUCAUACAGAACACAAACUACGAUUUGGUUUCCCAAGAAGUGAUACUUGCAAGGUUUGUGACAAGUAUUUUAUUGAUAUGAUUGCCGCUGAAAAUACGGAACGAUUUGAAAAUAUUCAAAAAUUGGCGACAGCUCAUCACGAGCAAGCAGAUAAAGCAUAUGCGCAACUUCGAGAUGAUUCCAACGCUGGCAAAAAUUCACAAAAUACCGUAGUCAUAUGUGUCGAUAUGCAGCAAGUGAUUUUCACACCGAAUCUCACACAUUCUGAUGUAUUUUAUCAUCGACAGUAUUCUAAUUAUAAUUUUGCUGUCCAUAAUAUCUCAGAAAAUACGGUCGAUAUGUACACAUGGCACGAAACGAUUGCUAAAAGAGGAGCUGCUGAAAUAGCUUCAUGUAUUUGGAAACACAUUACAUCAAAAUUCAGUAUUCUGGAAACUGAUCAAAUUAGAAAAUUGAUUAUAUGGUCCGAUAGAUGCGUUGGACAAAAUAACAACUGGACUAUGAUUGCUUUGUGCCACAGCCUUCUGAUCAAAUACUUUUCUGAAGUGAAUCAAAAAUUUCUUACUUCAGGGCACAGCUUUCUGCCAUGCGACCGGGAUUUUGCACUUAUCGAAAAAAAGAAAAAAACAGCUCAACUUUAUACACAGGCAGAUGUGUGUCAUAUGAUUCAUUUUGCAAGGCCUUCGAAUCCAUUGCAGAUUCAUCAAAUGGCUCUAUAUGAAUUUAAAAACUUCGAGAUGCUAGUCAAAAAUUUAUGUAGAAAUCCUUUGUGCAAAAUAACUGCUGCAAAGUGGAUACAAAUUUCUAGAUACGAUCCAAAAACACUUAAAAUGCGUAAGCAGCAUAAUAUAGCAGAAACAUGGACUUCUUAUAAUUUGCGCUCACAAAAAAAAACAUAAAUUAUGCGAAUUAUACUUUGCCAAUGCUCAGGAAUGAUACAAUAAAAGUAAGUGAUGAAAAGAAGUAGGACCUUCUGGCAAUGGCGUCGUAUUUACCAGAAAACUGUGCACAGUUUUAUAAACAGUUGCCAAGACAUAUAUUGACCAAUACAUAUGUAUAUUGAUACUCUAUACUAUUUACUAUAUAUCCGUUGUGAAU
Molecule: messenger RNA, 4216 nt
Organism: Bactrocera dorsalis (oriental fruit fly)
Lineage: Eukaryota; Metazoa; Arthropoda; Insecta; Diptera; Tephritidae
Exons: 2
Coding region: 3052-4017 (321 amino acids)
Source: RefSeq, a predicted model, not a curated record